This is a messenger RNA of Rodentolepis nana, 1584 nucleotides long. The record is from the annotation of a GenBank genome assembly. Lineage: Eukaryota; Metazoa; Platyhelminthes; Cestoda; Cyclophyllidea; Hymenolepididae.
AUGUCUUGCUCUCUCUCCCGAAACCGCUCACACCGACCACUUCAUCCUACACAGGCAACUCGUGAACAUCUCGACACCGAGAUUUCCCAAUAUCAUCAUACUUCUCUGCCACCCCUUCACCAUUUCACUUCUUCAUCGCAUCGUACUUCUAACGCUAUUCCUCCUCUUCUUUCACCUCAUUCUUUACACUUACUCAAAGCGCAUCACUUCUUCCCCUCCUCAAGCAACCACUCUAGUGCGUACACAACCAAUACACUCCAUUCACCUCCUUCAACUCCAGCUAAAGCUCUCGCAUCAACCUCCUCGCCUCCUUCUUUAAGCUCCACUUCAACAGGUUCACUCUCUUCUCUGCCUCACGUACCCUCCCUCUCCCACCUAGAUCUCAUCCCCUCCAUCGAUACCACCCUCACUACCUCCCUCGAGGCCUCCAUCUCGCUUUCUUCCACUUCCUCUUCCACUUCUCGCCACAUUCGCCCUGCUUCUCCACAUCCUCCUCGUACCCCUCCUCCCCCUUCCCGUACUCUUCAUCCUCCUCCUCCUAAAUCUUUCCCUUCCCAUCCACCUCCUACUUUCUCUUCUUCCUCUCCACCCACUUCUAUCUCCCUCCCUAUACCAACAUCCGCACGCACCUCCUACUCAGUCCCCCAAUCCUCCAUCAUCUCCGCCCUCUACUCCUCCUCCGCCUCCCUCUCCUCCCCUUCCUCCCUCACCUCUCACUCCUCUCUCUCCAUCUCCGAGGAAACACACCUUGUCAUGUCCAUAAUCACCACUAAGAGGCUCAUCACUGGCACCAAGCGCCACACACACUGCGCAAUUUGCUACAAGAAAUUCUCCCGACCAACGUUGCUUGCUCGCCAUCACAAAGUCCAUUCUAAGCAACGCCAACUUGGAUGCCCAAACAAAUCCAAGAGCUGCAUCCCAGCCGACAGCACCGGCACAACCAAUGAGAAGCCUUCGAUGUGUGAAUUGCGUAGUGACAAUGCCAUUGCCUCAUCCAGUCUCAUUCACUACACGAAACACAGGCAUGCUCCAACACCUCAUUCUCCACCGCAUUCUCCGCCAAAAAAUUCACAUACGCCUCAUUCUCCGCCCCUUCCUCAAUCACCACACAAUCACCCUCGCCCUCAUCACACUACUUAUCCUCCUCCUCCUCCUACUACUACUACUCCUCAUCCCCAUCCCCAUCCCCAUCCUCCUCCUCCUACUGCUCCUCCUUCUGCUUCUGCUACCACCACCAUUGACAUUUGCAGCGCGCCCACUUUAGGGUCUCAUUUCCAAUUACCCCGUGCUGCUGUGACACCUCAAAUCGUCCCACCUAGUGCCACAGUCACUUUAAAUUACCUGGCUUCCGUGACUCCACCUCACUCCGCUUCCACUUCAGACAAGUUCUCCAUUUGCCCAUCCCUCGGCAUACCACACCACACCUCACACCAUUUCUCAUCCUCCUUACACUUCGCACCCAACCAUCAUGCACCUCCUUCUAUUCCUUCUCCUCCCAAUCCCGCUCCCACACCUCUUCCACCAGCACCUCCCCUUUCAUCUCCACCUACACCUCGUCUUCCUCAUGCUCAUGCUCAUGUCCAU